Molecule: messenger RNA, 1146 nt
Organism: Linnemannia hyalina
Lineage: Eukaryota; Fungi; Mortierellomycota; Mortierellomycetes; Mortierellales; Mortierellaceae
Source: the annotation of a GenBank genome assembly
AUGCCCUUUUCAAAAGACCAUUGGGGAAAAGACGCUAAAGCAAGCGGUCGCCUAAAAAACAACAACAACAAACCCUACUCCACCUCUUUACCCUCCAGUUCACGAACAAAACCCUCCUCCACCACAUCCACAAGAACCCCCUACCACCCCCGCAGACGACCCCAAACCCAGCCUCAACGCAUCCUCAUCGUCGGUGGCAGUAUCCACGGCCUCAUCCUCGCCAUCCUGCUCCAACGCCUCCGUAUCGAUUACCUCAUCCUCGAGCGGGCCUGUGAGUACGGAGUACCACCCAAUGGAAUCGUUCUCGGCUCGUUCGUCCUCAAUUUGCUUGAUAUGCUCGGAUUGGUCGACAUUGUCAAGUCGCGGUCGUGGGAGGUCCACCGAAUGAAGAUCUGGCGAGAGAAUGGGAACAUCCAGGCCGAGACCGAUUUCUCGGGGGCCGCGGAUCGAUACUCGCAUAACGGCAUUGCGAUCCCGGGGAGGGUGUUCCAGGAUAUUUUGAGAGCGCAGAUCCCCGAGGACAAGAUCCUGUGGGGGAAGGAGGUCAAAGGGUAUGUGCAGGAUGAGUUUGAGGUCAGGGCUUCCUGUCAGGAUGAUGAUGUCUAUUGGGGGACCAUGUUGGUUGGGUGCGAUGGGAUGAAUAGCACGAUUCGGAAGCUGUUGCAUCAGGAGCAGGCAGAUAGGUUGUCGGUUGAGGAUAGGAGGCCGGAUCGGAGGACGUGUAGUUGCUGGAUGGUGCCAAUGCCAGGGGAGCGCAAAAUAAGCUGGAUGAUCACCUACCACCGGCCUGAGGACGAACCAGCAACACACCCUGACGAACUGGAACCAGACUCGAUGGAUCGACCCAAUGUCGAGCAAGAGUUUAUCAACAAAGUCAGGGACUAUUACUGUCCUUAUGGCGGCGGAUCGUUAGGUCAUCUCUUGGACCACAGCGACCCAGAGGAGAUAUAUCAAGUUUCGAGUGACAGGCGGUCUUAUGACAUGUGGUAUAGCGGUCGUGUUGUCCUCGGCGGUGAUGCAUGCCACAAGAGCAUUGCAGGCGAUGCUGGACGCAUGCUCACUGGCCCCACUAAUCCAACACGCAAUCUUACUACCGCGAACGGCACGAGAUUGCAAGGACCGCCGUUGAAGGGUCUGCAGAUCUGA